GCGGAACAGCAGUUCCCCAAUGUGCAGUCUGGUCAACGGCGCCAGCACAACCAGUCGCCAAAAUGCAGCUCAUUUAUUUCUUCACACUCUUCUCCUUUGCCGUAUCCGAAGACUUGAAGUUGACUAUUUUGCACAACAACGACCUGCACAGCCGUUUUGAGGAGACUUCACGCAAUUCCGGGACGUGUAAAGACAAGAAAGAGUGCGUUGGAGGAUUUGCAAGGACGGCACAUGAGAUCCGGAGGUUCCGGACGGAGUCCGGAGAUAAUCCGGUGUUGUUCCUAAAUGCCGGGGACACGUAUGUGGGGACGGCAUGGUUCGCAGUGCAUAAGUGGAAGAUUUGUGUCGAAUUUCUUAAUUUGCUUAAACCGGAUGUCAUGUCUUUAGGUAACCACGAAUUUGAUUUUGGCGUCUCAUCCCUUGCCCCUUUCGUCAAAAACGCCCAAUUCCCCAUCGUUGCUGCUAACCUCGACUUCACCAAAGAACCAUCUCUCAGCGAAAUAAAAAAAUCGGUGGUCAUCGACAUUUCCGGUCGAAAAGUGGGUAUCGUCGGUCACCUCACCCCCGAUACUCGCAUCAUGUCUCAACCUGGAGCUGUCGAAUUUUUGGACGUGGUCGAAUCCGUCAAAAACGAAACCCAAGUUCUUGACGCAGCUGGCGUCAAAAUAAUCAUCGUUUUGGGGCACUCUGGCUACGACAUGGACUUGAAAAUCGCAGCGGACGUGCCUUUGGCCGACGUUGUCAUUGGGGGACACACUAACACAUUUUUGUGGAAUGGGGCACAGCCUGAUUUAGAGAAACCCGAAGACAUGUACCCCAAAGUCGUGGUCCAAAAAGGGGGCAAGAAGGUGCCAGUGGUCCAAGCGUACGCUUAUGCGAAAUAUUUGGGGGUUUUGAACGUUACGUUUGAUGGGCAAGGCGAUUUGGUGGGUUUUCAGGGCCAACCGAUUUUUCUCGAUAAUGGGAUAGUGCAAGACCAGGACGUUUUGGAUUUGCUGGAGAAAUACAGACCGGCUGUUGAUGAAAUAAAUAAGGAAGUUGUGGGGAAAUCGGCUGUGGUUCUGGACGCUUCAGCGAAUAAAUGUCGAGUGGUUGAAUGUAAUAUUGGAAAUUUGAUUGCUGAUUCGUUUGUUUACUACAUGGCGGGUCAAUAUGCCGGGCCUGGAUGGACCGAUACACCCAUUGGGUUGAUUAACGGUGGUAGUAUACGUACCAUCAUUGACCCAUCGGUCCAUGGCGGUAACAUAACACGCGGCGAACUCAUGGGCACUUUACCUUUCGAUAACCAAGUCGUUUCAUUCAAACUGACCGGUUCUCAAAUCCUUAAAACGCUCGAAAUCGGAGCUAGAAGUAAUGGAGAGACAUCCAAAGGCGAGUUUUUGCAAUUUUCGGGUUUGCAUGUCGUUUAUAAUAUGAAAAAACCGGCGUUUGAACGCGUAGUAUCGGUUAAAGUCCGUUGUGGAAAUUGUAGUGUUCCCCUUUAUGAACCUUUAGAUCCUAAGAAAACUUACGGAGUUGUUACGGCUAGUUUUUUGACUAAUGGGGGUGAUGGACAUGAAGUUUUGGCAAAUGCGCCCAAUAAAAAAGUACAAGAUUUGGGCGAUGUUGAUACCGUUGUGUGGUAUUUGAAGAGGCAGACUGUGGUAUAUCCGGAGGAACAAGGGAGGAUUAAGUUUGUUGAAAGUGAGGGUGGAAACACACCGUCGGGGGCCACUAGGACUUUUGGUGUACUAGCUUUGGUUCUAACUUUAGUUACGAAGGUUGUAAUAGUCUGAAUAAAUUCUAUUACACUAG
Tribolium castaneum (red flour beetle) is the source of this 1794-nucleotide messenger RNA. RefSeq names its product protein 5NUC. Lineage: Eukaryota; Metazoa; Arthropoda; Insecta; Coleoptera; Tenebrionidae. The transcript has 2 exons. Gene Ontology annotation, biological process: AMP catabolic process. Bases 63 to 1775 code for a protein of 570 amino acids. Gene Ontology annotation, cellular component: plasma membrane. Gene Ontology annotation, molecular function: metal ion binding; nucleotide binding; 5'-nucleotidase activity. The record is from RefSeq and is a predicted model, not a curated record.